Molecule: messenger RNA, 2513 nt
Organism: Betta splendens (Siamese fighting fish)
Lineage: Eukaryota; Metazoa; Chordata; Actinopteri; Anabantiformes; Osphronemidae
Product: PWWP domain-containing DNA repair factor 4-like
Exons: 2
Coding region: 25-1578 (517 amino acids)
Biological process (GO): de-etiolation; cellular response to calcium ion; regulation of stomatal closure
Molecular function (GO): protein binding
Source: RefSeq, a predicted model, not a curated record
AACGCCACUGAGGCUGUGCGUCAGAUGCCUUCAGCCGCCACUGGGGCUGUGCGUCAGACGUUGUCGAACGCCACUGGGGCUGUGCGUCAGAUGUUGUCGAACGCCACUGGGGCUGUGCGUCAGACGUUUUCGAACGCCACUGGGGCUGUGCGUCAGACGUUGUCGAACGCCACUGGGGCUGUGCGUCAGAUGUUGUCGAACGCCACUGGGGCUGUGCGUCAGACGUUUUCGAACGCCACUGGGGCUUUGCGUCAGACGUUGUCGAACGCCACUGGGGCUGUGCGUAAGACGUUGUUGAACGCCACUGGGGCUUUGCGUCAGACGUUGUCGAACGCCACUGGGGCUGUGCGUCAGAUGUUGUCGAACGCCACUGGGGUUGUGCUUCAGACGUUCUCAGCCGCCACGAGGGCUUUGUGUCAGACUUUGUCAACCGCCACGAGAAUUGUGCGUCAGACGACAGGCGCCUUGCGUCAGACGUUGUCCAACGCCACUGGGGCUGUGCGUCAGAUGUUGUCGAAUGCCACUGAGGUUGUGCGUCAGACGACAGGGGCCUUGCGUCAGAUGUUGUCGAAUGCCACUGAGGUUGUGCGUCAGACGACAGGGGCCUUGCGUCAGAUGUUGUCGAACGCCACUGAGGUUGUGCGUCAGACGUUGUUGAAUGCCACUGGGGCUGUGCGUCAGACGUUGUUGAACGCCACUGGGGCUGUGCGUCAGACGUUGUUGAACGCCACUGGGGCUGUGCGUCAGAUGUUGUCGAACGCCACUGAGGUUGUGCGUCAGACGAUAGGGGUUUUGCGUCAGUGGUUGUCAAACGCCACUGAGGUUGUGCGUCAGACGACAGGGGCUUUGCGUCAGAUGUUGUCGAACGCCACUGGGGCCUUGCGUCAGAUGUUGUCGAACGCCACUGGGGCUUUGCGACAGACGUUGUCGAACGCCACUGGGGCUGUGCGCCAGAUGUUGUCGAACGCCACUGAGGUUGUGCGUCAGAUGACAGGGGCCUUGCGUCAAGCGUUGUCCAACGCCACUGGGGCUGUGCGUCAGACGUUGUUGAACGUCAUUGGGGUUGUGGGUCAGACGUUGUCGGCCGUCAUCAGGGCUGUGCAUCAGACGUUGUCGGCCAUCAUCGGGGGUGUGUGUCAGACGUUGUUGAACGUCAUUGGGGGUGUGUGUCAGACGUUGUUGGCCGUGCUUAGUGUGACAGUAACUGUCACAUUUCUGGUUUUGCGUCGCAUAACGCCGUCUGCCUCCGGCAUUCGCAGCCACGAGGGUUCUGACUCAGAUGAUGCUGAAUACCAGUCAUCCCAAAGUCAUAGCAGGCAAAAAAAAAAUCUAAUUAAGACAACCGCCAUGGGGGAUCUACGUCAAACAUCAGCCACUUCAGACGUCGGCUGCCACGGGGGUUCUGCCUCAGAUCCCGGUGGCCACAACGAGGGUUCAUCCUCAUACGACGUUGGCUGUCAUGAGGGUUCUGCCUUAAACGACAAUUGGACAAUUGUUGUUAUAGUUUUUAUCUUCUACAUGUUUUACAUGGAAUUGUGGUUUGAUCAAGUAAUCCCGACUAACAAUUUAAUCCAUUAAAUAAUGGUAUUGGGUAAUACUGAAUACAUUUGUUAAAAAGUACAUUAUUCAGUCUAUGUUUAAACACAGUACUACUUAUUCUCCCAAAACACAGUUAUUAAUGUGAUUUGAAACGGGAAUACAUAGAAGCACAAAUUUAAUUAGUAUUAGGUUUAUUCACCAGCAGUUUUGUUAGUGUUUUAAACUUUAUUAUUAGCUAAAUAUGAGUAAUGAUCAAAAAUAAUAACCCAUAUUCAAGACAGAAAACAAUGUUUGGUCAACUUCUCAUCUCAUCCCAAGAUAAUAGAUAACAGAGACCCUGUCUCCUACAAAAGUGGAGCUGUGACUUAAAGCAACAUCCCACAUAUGGCACCAGGCUUCCAGAUUUAAUAUCAAGGACCAUGGAUACACCUUUGUGUGGCUCACUGGAAUCUCCACCACAAAGAAUACCACAAUCAGCUGAUCACCAACAUGUUACUGAAAAUGUGCAUGUCCAGUAAAUGUUGAUCCAUGUUUGUCUAAUUAUUCUCCCUAAUGAUCCUUGCAAGAACCAAAGUUUUCUCUAGGUGAUUUUAAUCUAUACAUUGAAAAUCAAUCAGACUCUAGAAUUUUUAAAUGUACAGUAAGGUCCAGAGAGUCUCUGCUUUGGCUGCCAGUGUGUUUUAGAAUUGAUUUCAAGAUUAUUUUAUUAGUCUGUGAGCCUCUUAAAUGUUUCAGCUAAUGCUACUUAUCUGAGCUGCUUGUACCCUAUAAUCCUUAUAGAAUAACUGUUAUUAGACCUAUUAUUAUAUCUGUUCUUGUUUAAUAUUUGUAGGUGUAGGGGUAAGGUUUUAUUUGCUCUAACCACCUUACACAUUGCUUUUUUAUUGCAGUUGUGGUGAAUAGUUUAUUGGUGGUUUAUGCCUAUAUUGUAUUGUGUGAAAAGUGCUAUAUAAAUAUAAAUACAUUUUGAUUAA